Molecule: messenger RNA, 1401 nt
Organism: Ruditapes philippinarum (Manila clam)
Lineage: Eukaryota; Metazoa; Mollusca; Bivalvia; Venerida; Veneridae
Exons: 1
Coding region: 1-1401 (466 amino acids)
Molecular function (GO): nucleic acid binding; zinc ion binding
Source: RefSeq, a predicted model, not a curated record
AUGACACGAGCUAAACUACCUGAGGAAGUUCUUGUUCAGUUUGAAAUGUUAAAUGGGUCCAACAAUGAGUGGAGUAUAGACAAGCUUCGAAAACGAUUGAAUGAAUAUAUUCUUGCCAGGGAAAGAGCAGAAAAGAAAGAUAAUGUGUUGGAAAAGAGAAUACAUGCAUCGUCUAUUCAAUCAGGAUACAAGCGAAAUUCAGCUCAACUAAGGAGUUAUACACAUUCAGCUCAGCCAAGAAACUAUACAAAUUCACCCCAACCGAGGAGUUAUUCGAAAUCAGCACACUCAAGAACUUAUUCAAGUUCUGCUCAUGUGCUUACAUUGAAUAACCCAAAGCAACUUGCACAUAGACAACAGACUGAAAAUUAUGCAGAUAAAUGUCGUUAUUGUAGGCAGAAACAUUGGAGCGAUGAGUGCACACAAUACCGAACUAUAAAUGAAAGAAAACAGCAAUUAAAAGACAGCUGCUUCAAGUGUUUAAAAACAGGUCACAAAUCAAGUGAAUGUAAGAAAAACAAAAUUUGUGCACACUGUGGUGAAGUGAACAAGCAUCACAGAAGUUUGUGUCCUCAAAAAAUCAAGGUGAAGGAAUCAAUGACGCAUUUAGCAAACGAAGAAACAGAAUAUAAAGAGACUGAAAUUUCUGAGGAAAAUGUUCUCGUGUCGUCAAAUGAAAUGGUGUUAAUGCCGACGGCAAUUACAGAUAUUAAAAAUCCAGAUACCUCUGCAACACAGUCUGUUAGACUUUUGUUGGACUCUGGAUCUCAUCGGACAUAUACAACUGAAAACUUAGCAAGAAAGUUACAUCUCAAAGUAACGGGAGAACAGGAAAUAAAACUUGUUACGUUUGGUAAUAAUAGUACGCAAUGCAUCAAAACAAAAUGUGCUAACAUUGAUGUUAAAUUGAAAAAUGGUGAAUACCAUUCAAUCAGUGUGAACAUAGUUCCGACAAUAAGUGGCAAUUUGCAUCAAAGUCCAGCAGGUGUUUUGGAUAAGGAGCACGUUAAACAUAUUAUUAGAAGUGUUGAUUUAGCUGAUACAUUACCAACUAGAAACGAAACAUCAUCAAUCGAAAUGUUAGUUGGUAACGACUAUUAUUUGGAUUUUAUUCUGUGUCAAAAGAUCGAACUAAAUUCUGGUUUGUUCCUUCUUGGGUCUAAGUUAGGAUGGAUCCUUACCGGAAGAACUUCUGAUCAAGAUAGUGAUGGCCCAUGUAUGCUUAUUCUAACGUAUGGUAAUUAUGCAACAAAUACAAGUUUAUUUGCCGAUGUGGAUAGUGUUGCACCUGUGAAACCAAAUUUAGAAGACUUUUGGAAUGUGGAGUCAAAAGGUUUUAUAGCAAAACAAAAUAUCUCAGAUGAUGACCAUGAAAAAGUUUCAGGAUAUAAUUCAGAUUGA